AUGUGGAAACACCAAGAAAUGACAGCCAAGAAUCAAGAAGCCUCCAUAAAGAAUAUGAAUAGGCAAAUUGGCCAGCUCUCUAAACAAUUUGCAACAGAGAGGUCAUCAAGUUUCCUACCAAGUGACACAAUUCCCAAUCCUAAGGAAGAGUGCAAGGCGGUACAGUUAAGAAGUGGGAGAGCAUUGAUGAGCAACAAUGACACUACAAAGAAGCAAGUGGAGAGCAGCAAAGGGCCAAUAGAGGAGGAAAAACCAACAGACGCAGAGGAAGCCAAUGAUCAAGAUGUGAUGCCAAACAAGAACACAGAAAAGCCAAGAAGGAAAGAAGACCAGCCAACUAAUUUACAAGAGAGAGAGGAAGAAUUAAUUCAAGGACAACAGAAAAAGGAGAAAGCCUUCACUCCUCCAUUGCCAUAUCCACAGAGGUUCAACAAAGAAACCAAGGAUCAACAUUUUCACAAAUUCCUGGAAACUUUCAAGAAAUUGGAAAUCAACAUUCCCUUGACUGAGGCAUUGGAGCAGAUGCCCCUAUAUGCCAAGUUCUUGAAGGAGCUCAUCAACAAAAAAAGAAGUUGGCUGGAGAAGGAGACUGUGCUUUUCACUGAAGAAUGUAGUGCUGUGCUUCAAAAAGGAAUCGCACUAAAGCUUAAAGAUCCAGGGAGCUUUGUAGUUUCAUGCACCAUAGACAAAAUGACCCUAGACAAAGCUCUUUGUGAUCUUGGAGCUAGUAUCAACUUAAUGCCCCUAUCCAUGAUGAGGAAGCUUGCUAUAGAAGAACUCAAACCCACCAGGAUGUCGCUAGUCAUGGCUGAUAGAUCAAUCAAGACACCCAAUGGAAUUGUGGAAAAUCUGUUGGUGAAGGUUGGGAAAUUUAUCUUCCCUGCAGACUUUGUAAUCUUGGACACCGAAGAAGAAGGAAACAAUUUAAUCAUCUUGGGAAGGCUAUUUUUAGCAACUGCAAUAGCUAUUAUCGAUGUGGAAAAGGGAGAAAUGAUCUUCAGAGUAUACAAUGAGCAAAUGGUCAUAAAUGUCUUCAAGUCAAUGCAGCAUCCUCCUGAGCAAGAGGAUUACUUGAGGGUGGACAUGAUAGAGAACCUGGUGGAGGAAAUGUUAGAUACUAAUCAUCAUGAACAAGAAGAGGAAAGUAGUCAAGAGACAACAAAGGAAUAA
Molecule: messenger RNA, 1170 nt
Organism: Arachis stenosperma
Lineage: Eukaryota; Viridiplantae; Streptophyta; Magnoliopsida; Fabales; Fabaceae
Exons: 1
Coding region: 1-1170 (389 amino acids)
Source: RefSeq, a predicted model, not a curated record